AGCCACACGUGCGCCCCGAGCGCGAGCGCCGGGGCCGCGGGGGCCUCGCCAGCCCCAGCCCCCGCCCUCAUACCGGCGACGCGCGGAAAAUUACAGAGGUGUGUUCCAGAGUUGACUGUUCAUGGCACAAACAAAUGGAGGGUGUUCACUGGCACUUAUUUUUAUCAUUGUGUUGUUGUUGGCUAAAGCAAAUAUAGAUGUAUGCAAGAGAGGAGAUGUGACCGUGAAGCCUUCCCGUGUAAUUUCACUUGGAUCAGCUGUCAAUAUUUCAUGCUCUUUGAAGCCUGAACAAGGCUGCUCACAAUACCCCAGUGUUAACAGGUUAAUCCUCUACAAGUUUGACAGACAAAUCCAUUUUCUGCAUGGUUACUCCCUCAGUUCUCAAGUCACUGGUCUUCCUCUGGGUACAACCCUGUUUCUCUGCAAAUUGGCAUGUAGCAAAAACAAGGAGUUUCGAAUAUGUGGGGCAGAGAUCUCAGUUGGUGUUGUUCCGGAACAGCCUCAAAACUUAUCUUGUAUACAGAAGGGAGAACAUGGGACCGUAACCUGCAUCUGGGACAGAGGACGAGACACCCACCUAUAUACAGCAUAUACUUUACAGCUAACUGGACCAAAAAAUUUCACUUGGCAGAGGCAAUGUAAUGAUCAUUAUUGCGACCAUUUGGACCUUGGAAUUAACCUAACCCCUGAAUUGCCUGAAUCCAGUUACACAGCCAAGGUUACUGCUACAAAUAGUCUUGGAAAUGCUUCUUCAAUUCCAUCCACAUUUACGUUCUUGGACAUAGUGAGGCCUCUUCCUCCAUGGGACAUCAGAAUCAAAUGUGUAAAUGCUUCUGUGAGCAGAUGUAUCCUUCAGUGGAGAGAUGAGGUGCUGGUGUUGCUUAAUCGACUCAGAUAUCGGCCCAACAGCAGCAGGUCCUGGACUAUGGUCAAUGCUACAAAUGCCAAAGGAAGACAGGAUCUGCUGGAUCUGAAACCAUUUACAGAGUAUGAAUUUCAGAUUUCUUCUAAGUUACAUCUAUAUAAAGGUAGUUGGAGUGAUUGGAGUGAACCAUUCAGGACACAAACACCAGAAGAAGAGCCUACUGGGACAUUAGAUGUCUGGUACAUGAAACAACCCAUUGACUACAAUAGACAACAGAUUUCUCUUUUCUGGAAAAAUAUGAGUGUAUCUGAGGCAAGAGGGAAAAUCCUCCACUAUCUAGUGACCUUGCAGGAGGUGGCAGGGGGGAAAGUCACAAUGCAGAACAUCACAGAACACACCUCCUGGACCUGGAUCAUUCCCAGAACUGGAAACUGGGCUGCAACUGUGUCUGCAGCCAACUCAAAAGGCAGUUCCCCGCCUACUCGUAUUAACAUAACGGACCUGUGUGAGGCAGAGUUGUUGGCUCCUCGUCAGGUCUCUGCAAACUCAGAGGGCGUGGACAACAUGAUGGUGACCUGGGAGCCCCCUGGGAGAGCCGCCCCUGCUGUCCAGGAGUAUGUGGUGGAAUGGAGGGAGCCCCAUUCCAGGAGUGACACGCAGCCCCCUCUAAACUGGCUGCGGAGCCCCCCCUACAAUGUGUCCGCUUUGAUUUCAGGGAACAUAAAACCCUACAGCUGUUAUGAAAUCUGCGUGUGUGCACUGUCGGGGGACCAGAGAGGAUGCAGCUCCAUCCGGAGUAACUCUAAGCACAAAGCACCACUGAGCGGCCCCCACAUUAAUGCCAUCUCAGAGGAAAAGGGGAACAUUGUGAUUUCAUGGAACGAAAUUCCAGCCCAGGAGCAAAUGGGUUGCAUCCUCCAUUACAGGAUAUACUGGAAGGAACAGGACUCUAAUUCCCAGCCUCAACUUUGUGAAAUUCCCUAUAGGGUAUCCCCAAAUUCACAUUCAAUAGACAGCCUGCAGCCCGGAGUAACAUAUGUCCUGUGGAUAACAGCUCUGACAGCUGCUGGUGAAAGCCCCCCAGGAAACAAGAGGGAAUUUCAUCUGCAAGGUAAAGCCAAUUGGAGUGUGUUUGUGGCACCAAGCAUUUGCAUUGCUGUCGUCAUAGUGGGCAUUUUCUCAACGCGUUACUUCCGGCAAAAGGUAUUUGUUCUCCUUUCAGCCCUCAGACCUCAGUGGUGUAGUAAAGAAAUUCCAGACCCAGCCAAUAGUACUUGGGCCAAGAAAUACCCCACUGUGGAGGAGAAGAUGCAGCUACCCUUGGACAGGCUCCUGACAGACUGGCCCACUCCUGAAGAACCUGAGCCUCUGGUCAUCAGUGAAGUCCUGCAUCAAGUGACCCCAGUCUUCAGACAUCCUCAUCACCCCAACUGGCCAGACAAGGGACAAGAAAUCCAAGGUCACUAUACCUCUGAGGAAGACACAGGAUAUAGUGCCUCAAGCCUACCACCUCCCAGAGCUCUCAUAGCAGAGACAGGACUAGUGGAUCUGUACAAGAUGUUGGGGAGCAGGAGCCCUGACUCAAAGCCAGGACACCUAGCUGGCCCUGUGACAGUACUCCCAGUGGACUACCUUCCCACCCAUGAGGGAUACUUACCCUCCAACAUAGAGUAUCUUCCUUCACAUGAAGCUCCUAUAACUGAUCCUCUGGAAGAACUAAAGCCUCAGCACAUCUCUCUUUCCAUUUUCCCCUCAAGUUCUCUUCACCCACUCACCUUUUCCUGUGAUAAGCAGCUGACUCUGGAUCGGUUAAAGAUGGGGUGCAGCUCCCUCAUGCUGUGAGUGGUGAAGCUUGGAAAGUCCAUGUGCUCCCAGCCCCCAAUGUGUCUCUCAUCCCCAGCCCACAGUGCUCCAGUGGUCAUCACCUCUGGGGUGCUGCUAUCAGGUCUGUUUCCAAAUAGAGGGCAAACAAAAAGCCCAGGGUUUGUCUUGGGAACUGAGAAUUGGCUGUAACCCAGAUGCCUGUCUUGCCUUCUCCAGAGCCUUAGGACUACAGUUAACCCUUGAACAAUGUGAGGGUGAGGGGCACAGGCUUAAAUCUGCAUAACUUGUGACUCCUCAGAAAGUUAACCAUUGUUCGUUUUUGACCACUCUUACUGGUAACAUAAACACUUAUUUUGUAGAUGUAUUUUAUAUACUGUAUUCUUGAAGCUAGAGAAAAAAAAUGUUAAGAAAAUCGUAAGGAAAAAGAUUUAUAGUACCGUAUUUAUUGAAGAAAAUCCACCUAAGUAGACCCACACAGUUCAAACUUGUGUUAUCCAAGAUUCAAUGGUACACCGUGUGUACCUAGAGACUCCAAUCUGGGUUCCCACAACUUUCUUUGCCAGGUUGGCCAGUAAAGGGAAAUGAUAGAAUGGAAACCAAGGCUCUUACUAGCAAGGGCUAAGAAUCCAAGCUUUAUAAAGCUGCUACUCCAUACCAAGUCAUACACCUAGAUCAGAAGCAUCCAGUAGGCCUAAGGCAGAAAUGUUCUCUACAUUUCUUUACUGUUCGCUGCAGUUUAUAUGAACCACAUUGGCUAUUGACCACUUUGGAAUGUCUAGUAUGACUGAGAAGUGAAUUUUGAUUGUAAUUAGUCACAUAUAGGAGGGCACAGGUCUAAAUUACGGAUCCACCAGUAAGAAUUACAAUGAGUCUUCAAAACAGAUCAACCCAGUUUUACAGAGGAGGAUGUAAAAGAUCGUGGUGAACAUCAGUAUUACAAGGGCUCCCAAAUGGUCAUGACUGUUCUUAUUUGUGAAAGCCUGUACAAAUACACCUUUUUGCUAGUU
Molecule: messenger RNA, 3696 nt
Organism: Lynx canadensis (Canada lynx)
Lineage: Eukaryota; Metazoa; Chordata; Mammalia; Carnivora; Felidae
Gene: IL12RB2
Product: interleukin 12 receptor subunit beta 2
Exons: 16
Coding region: 122-2707 (861 amino acids)
Biological process (GO): cytokine-mediated signaling pathway
Cellular component (GO): external side of plasma membrane; signaling receptor complex; membrane
Molecular function (GO): cytokine receptor activity; cytokine binding
Source: RefSeq, a predicted model, not a curated record